This is a messenger RNA of Gymnodraco acuticeps, 1893 nucleotides long. It is a transcript of the gene glt1d1, whose product is annotated as glycosyltransferase 1 domain containing 1. The transcript has 13 exons. The record is from RefSeq and is a predicted model, not a curated record. Lineage: Eukaryota; Metazoa; Chordata; Actinopteri; Perciformes; Bathydraconidae. The coding region runs from base 249 to 1538 and encodes 429 amino acids. Gene Ontology annotation, molecular function: glycosyltransferase activity.
AUAUAGGAGACGGACUUGUAGACAUUUCAAGUGUGGGGCGUGUGGGGCGUGUGGGGUGUACUCUGUACUCUGUAGCUUUGCUCUACGUAUAACUUGCAGGCAUGGGUUCAGGAAAUGUGAUACGAGUUCAGCUAGCGAGCCUACUGAACCAGCACCUAGAGGCUCUGCUUGUUGCAUUUUUCAACCUGUUUUUCACUAAUGUUUACAUGUUAACUAGUUAGCUCGUCAUACCGGCCAUUAGUGAAGAUAUGAAAUUACUCUUUCUUGCUUGCCUCAGUCCUAAAACUGGAAACCACACUACAGCUGAGAGAAUAAGGUCCCACAUUGAAUCAGCUGGACACACCUGUGAGCUCAGAGAUGCAGCAGAGUUUCAGUCUCCUGCUGAGGUGGCAAACCUGAUAUCUAGUAAUCCUACAUUUGAGGGUGCACUGGCCAUCCAUCUGUUUAAAGCAGGCAGACUUCUCUUAGACAUCCAAGUACCCUUUGGUGUUAUCUUUGGCGGAACAGAUAUAAAUGAAGAUGUGAAAGUUGAGCAGAAGCGUGUGGUUAUGGAGCAGGUGCUACAGAAAGCCAGGUUUGCAGUUGCAUUCACUGACAAAUUGAAAGAAGAAGCAGAAUUAUAUUUGCUGUCCCAGAGCAGUAGAAUCUAUGUGCAGCCCCAAGGUAUCCAGACUGAAGUGAGUGAGAAAUUCUGCUGGAGUGAAUUCUUGAGGAGCUCAGAUGCGAGCAUAGAGCACGUGGAUGAGCUGCGUGUCUUCCUCUUGGUCUGUGGACUCAGACGAGUCAAGGACCCCCUUUAUCUGGUGGAGGUUUUUUCAGAGUGGCAUUAUGAGAAUCCACUGAAUGUUCUGGUCAUUAUUGGGCCAAAGUGUACAGUAUGUUUGUGUCUGUUCUUUCUUUCAAACAGUGUUGUGAGGCAAAAGAUUGAUCCUUUAUUUACUGUUGAAGUGGAAGCUGUUGUUAAAAGUUUUUCGCCAAGGGCCUUCAGCACAACAAAGCUCUGUGGCAGGAAGCUGCCUUCUCUGGUUAGGAGUUCACCUGGACUCUCCGUGCAUGUCCCAUAUAGUGCAGCUGUGUUUCCUGCCCUGAGCUUGUCACUGCCCUUUAGCAUCAUUCACGCCUCUGUUAGCCCUGAGUCACGCAGAACUGAGCUUUGUCGCUGCUUCUGUAGAGCAGCAGGGGUCUUCUUGGCCCAGGAGAGGAGCCAACAGGAGCUUCACGCUGCCAUGAAACGGUGCUUCGCCGUGGUAAACAGCUCCGUCUCAGAGGGCAUGUCAGCAGCCAUUUUGGAGGCCAUGGAUCUCGGGGUACCUGUGUUGGCCAGGGAUAUUCCAGGAAAUGCAGCCGUAGUCCAGCAUGAGUUCACUGGCCUGCUGUACUCGUCUCCUCAGGAAUUUGUGCAUCAAUCUCACAGGCUGUUAUCAGAUCACGAGCUGAGAGAGAGAGUGGUAAGGAAUGGAAAACUUUACGUGGAAGAGCAUCACGGCCUGAAUCAGGAGAGAGAAACCUACCGGCGGCUGGUGGACACUCUGCUCUGAGCGCAAGGUGACAGCGCUCAACCCCACUCUGUAAACUUUCUCAGGAAGAGCUGGGCAUUACCCUGCUGCAUUUACAUGCUGUAGGUAAAAUGAUCACAGAUGUCUUUAUUCACUGUCUUUUAGGAAAUCAGGCUACAAAGAUGCUGUACAAAAUAAUCUUGUUUUAUCUGCACUGCCAAAUUGAAAUUAUGCUGCAGAGCACUUUGAACCAAAGAACCAGACAAUAAAUGGUUGUUUGUCCUGUUAAUAUGUAAUGUAUACCUACAUUGCUAAUGUACUGUUAUUUAUGUUUGGAAUAAAUAUAUAAAUAAGGCUUCUCUUCUUAUCAGUCUACUUAAUAAAAGAGGCAAACAAC